UCUCCCCCCCCCUCCGCAGCGGGCGCCGCGGCGCUGGGCCUCCAGCCUGCCCCUCAACACGGUGGUGCUCUUCGUGCCGCAGCAGGAGGCCUGGGUGGUGGAGCGCAUGGGCCGCUUCCACCGCAUCCUCGAGCCGGGGCUGAACUUCCUCAUCCCACUGCUGGAUCGCAUCCGCUAUGUACAAAGCCUCAAAGAGAUUGUCAUCAACGUGCCGGAGCAGUCGGCUGUGAGUCAUGAUAACGUGACCCUCCAGAUAGAUGGUGUCCUCUACUUGCGGAUCAUGGACCCUUACAAGGCUAGUUACGGAGUGGAGGACCCGGAGUAUGCAGUGACCCAGCUCGCUCAGACGACCAUGCGCUCAGAACUGGGCAAGCUCUCCCUUGACAAAGUCUUCCGGGAGCGGGAGUCCCUCAACUCCAGCAUCGUAGAUGCCAUCAACCAGGCCUCCGACUGUUGGGGCAUCCGGUGCCUGCGGUAUGAGAUCAAGGACAUCCACGUGCCUCCCCGAGUGAAGGAGUCCAUGCAGAUGCAGGUGGAAGCUGAGCGGCGCAAGCGGGCCACCGUGCUGGAAUCGGAAGGCACCCGCGAGUCAGCCAUCAACGUGGCCGAGGGGCAAAAGCAGGCUCAGAUCCUGGCUUCGGAAGGACAAAAAGCGGAGCAGAUCAACAAAGCUGCAGGGGAGGCCAACGCGCUGCUGGUGACGGCUCAGGCCAAAGCAGAGGCCAUCCGACUCCUGGCGGCUGCUCUGGCCCAGCAGAAUGGCAACGCAGCCGCCUCUUUGUCUGUGGCCGAGCAGUAUGUGAGCGCCUUCUCCAAGCUGGCGAAAGAGGGCAACACUCUUCUCCUGCCCUCCAGCACGGGUGACGUCACCAGCAUGGUGACCCAGGCGCUUGGCAUCUAUGCGACGCUGAGCAAGUCUCCGGUAGUGAAGCAGGGGGAGUCCACAGCCCCCCUUACUCCCCGGGCAGAGCAGCCCUCCAGCACGGAGCACCCAGAGCCUGAGCAGCCGCACUCCAGCUGA
This is a messenger RNA of Euleptes europaea (tarantolino), 1021 nucleotides long. RefSeq names its product stomatin like 2 (gene STOML2). Bases 107 to 1021 code for a protein of 304 amino acids. The record is from RefSeq and is a predicted model, not a curated record. Gene Ontology annotation, cellular component: membrane. NCBI's taxonomy places the organism in Eukaryota, Metazoa, Chordata, Lepidosauria, Squamata, Sphaerodactylidae. The transcript is spliced from 9 exons.